This is a messenger RNA of Wasmannia auropunctata (little fire ant), 1396 nucleotides long. RefSeq names its product snRNA-activating protein complex subunit 3 (gene Pbp49). Gene Ontology annotation, cellular component: snRNA-activating protein complex. The transcript is spliced from 6 exons. Gene Ontology annotation, molecular function: RNA polymerase III type 3 promoter sequence-specific DNA binding; RNA polymerase II cis-regulatory region sequence-specific DNA binding; core promoter sequence-specific DNA binding. The coding region runs from base 216 to 1379 and encodes 387 amino acids. Gene Ontology annotation, biological process: snRNA transcription by RNA polymerase III; snRNA transcription by RNA polymerase II. Lineage: Eukaryota; Metazoa; Arthropoda; Insecta; Hymenoptera; Formicidae. The record is from RefSeq and is a predicted model, not a curated record.
UGUAUACCAAAAAAUAACGAUAACCUCAACCACUCGACGAGAGAGUUGAAGGAGCAAUUUCCAUCAAGUAAUAAUGUUAUAAUAAAGUAAUAAAAGAUGAAAAAGUCUUGAACUUAAAUUACUAGCGCAGCAAUUACUUUGCAUGAGAUUUAUUUUCACGCGAAUCUAAAUAGCAUAUCAAGAGUCAAUGAUAAAAUUUAUUUGUAAAGACAACAAUGGAUCAAGUGUACAAGCUUUACGAUCGUCAGGCAUCAACAAAGAUCUGCAUAAAGGAUUACUUUCAACAAUACAGCGAAUUAAUUAAGUCAUCUAAGUGUCACGAAAUUGACAAACAAAGCGAAGAAAAGAUUUUCCAACUUAUGGGUACUGAUCUUUCACAAGCAAGAAUACUUUUAAUGAAACAUUAUUGCAGUAUCGAUAAUUUAACAUUACCAAUGGAAGCUGCCAGUGCAGAAGAACAAGAAAAACGAGGAUAUGUUAAUAUACCUGAAAGAAUUUUAGAUAAUAUUUCAUUGGAAACAAUUAAAGUAUUGAAGGUCUUAUCUAAAGAAGCUUCAAUGAAGCCAAGACAUCAAAAUGGUGUUCCUAUUAAAUAUGACAAGCCAAAAUCAUCUGAUAAUAUAAAACCAAAUGAAGAAUUUUUAGUUUACAUCAGGGUGUAUGAACCAUUUAAGAGUCAUCCUAGUUCUUUUAAGCACAAAAUAAAUAUUCCAAUUCUUAAACUGAACAGUAUCAUAUCGAUAUUAGGAUGUCAAACUCUUUAUCAGUUACGUCAAAAGAUAAUGUGUCAAUCCGACUUAUCAAUUACAACAGAAAUUAGUGAAAAUCCAUAUCAAAAGCCUGGACCAAUGGCAAAAAAUGGCUACAAAUCAGGAUUCUUUUAUAUUGAAGAUACAUUUUAUAAUGAUCUCAGUGAGCCAAGUAACAUUGAUUAUAGUAAUAUCAUAAUGGAAUGGGCAGCAGCUCGUGAUAUAGGUCCAUUUAAAGUUGCCACCAUGGAUGCUCAGAUAAAUUCUCUUUGUACAAAGUUUGGCUUUCCAUGGGUAUAUCAACACCAAGGUUGCUGCGAACACUUAAUUGUCUUGACUGAUGCCAGGUUGUUAACUAUAGAUGAUGUAUUAGUGUCAUCUGCUUAUCCAAGAAUAGAAAAAAUAAGACCUAUUUCUGGAAAAAACUGUAUCUAUUGUGGAAUGUUUAACGUACAUUGGAUUGUAACAGAACAUGACAGAAUACCACAUGACAUAAGUUAUUUCUGCAAUAGAUGCUUUAUAUCUUAUAAUUAUGUUGACGGUAAAAAAGUCGGAAAUUUCAAAGCAUACAGUUAUCCUUGUAUACCAGAAUUAAUGUCAGUAAUGAAAAGACCUAAACAAUCUGAAUAAAGUUUUUGUAUCUGUCA